AUGUAUGGCGUCAUUGUGCCGCGCGGAGGCGACCGCGGACCAGUCUCACUCAUUCGCAUCGCGGCUCUCGCAGGUAGUGCACUGCGAUCGCGAUCCAAAAUGCUAUCACCAAAGUUCCUGAACUUCCUUCUCCUGAAUUUUUUCCUUUUAGCCUCCUCUGAAAAGUGUCCCCCGAAAUGUCAGUGUAUCCAUAAUUCGAUCCGUUGCCUCCACCAAGACCUUCAAGCUAUCCCGAAAACGCCGGACGACGCUCACACUUUGGAUGUGCGUUUUAAUCGCAUUUUUGAUAUCGCACCGGGAGUGUUCAGCCACCUCCAUCGGCUGCGGUCUCUGCUUCUCAACGACAAUCAGUUGAGAGAGUUGCGAUCAGGCGCCUUCCAUGGCCUGCGCCGUCUGAAGUACCUCUACCUAUAUCGAAAUCGCAUACAACACAUCGACUCUGAUGUUUUUCAUGGCAUGGCACAUUUAGAACAAUUGUACUUGCAUGUCAACGAAAUUCAUCAAAUUGAACCCGAAACUUUCUCCAACUUGCCACGCCUUGAACGACUGUAUUUGCAUAACAAUAACUUAAAAACUAUUCCUCCUGGGUCUUUUCGAGGCAUGCCAAAAUUGCAUAAGUUACGCUUGGACAGCAAUGCCCUAGUGUGCGAUUGUGCUAUGCUCUGGUUUAUCCGAAUGCUUGCCGAACAUAGUGAGAUGAGCAUCGCUGCCACUUGCUACGAACCCGCUGGGAUGACUGGAACAUCCUUAGCAGCAAUGAAAGAGAAAGAUUUCCAUUGCCAGCGGCCUCAAAUCGAAUCGAACCCCGAGGAUGUAGUAAUUAGCUUUGGAGAAGAUGCUAUGUUUACGUGCAAGGCGAAUGGUGAACCGACUCCAGAAAUCAUAUGGUUCCGAGAUUCAGCAGUUUUGCCAAUUGACAGUUCUCGAUACGAAGUUAUGAAUAAUGGUACUCUUAUGGUUCAUAAUGCAGAUGAGAAUGAUAUCGGAGUGUUUGAAUGUGCAGCUAAAAAUCCCGCUGGAGAAGUAAAAUCGAAGCCAGCUAAAAUGAUGGUUCAAAGCAAAGCAAACGAUAAUGGUUACCCAGUUUUUACCAUAUUGCCUCGUAAACAAGUAGUAAAAAUAAAUCAACGUCUUGCACGAUUUGACUGUGUUGCAAAAGGUAAUCCAACACCUCACAUCUCUUGGUAUUACAAUGGCGAACGAAUGUUAUUGACUGAACGCAUCUCAAUGCGUCACAAUGGGUCCAUUUUAAUAGAAAAUAUUCAACAUGAAGAUGCCGGACUGUAUACAUGUCAAGCUGAAAACAUAAAUGGGAAGAUAACGGCAUCGGUCACGCUUGAAGUUAUGGUUGCACCUGCCUUUAUUAUAGUCCCGAAGGAUCAAACUGUUACAAUCGGCGAUAUUGCACAAUUCGAAUGUACGGCUCGAGGAGUACCCAAGCCAGUUAUUACUUGGUAUCGAAACACUAUGGUUUUGCCACCUAAUGAUAAUAUAAUUUUAAGUGAUGAAAACCAAAAUUUGACGAUAAUCGAAACAUCUGAGGACGACGGUGGCUUAUAUCAUUGCCGAGCAGAAAACUCUGAAGGACUUACCGAAAUAUCGGCUGUACUCAAAAUACAAGAAUUUAAAAUUAUUCAUCCUAAGAUAAUACUAAAGCCAGAAGACACUGAUGCGUUUAAAGAAACAUCUGUACAAAUGCCGUGUGAAUAUGAAAGUGAUCCGCCAGCUACAAUUGAAUGGAGAAAAGAUGGAAAUCGUAUCGUAUCUAACUACAGAAUAACAAUCUCACUAAUUGGAAGUUUAAUUAUUAAUAAUGUGAGUUUAUCAGACGCGGGAAGUUAUGAAUGCUCUGUGUACAACGAAUAUGGACGUGAUACUGCUUCGGUAUUUCUUACUGUAAAAGAUCACAUUCUACCUGGUGAUGAAUAUGUUAAUAUAGCAUUAACCGAAGCAACAAGAGAUGUUGAUCAGGCUAUUGCAAAUACAAUGGCACAACUAUUUAAAAAUCGAAGUUCCAAUGUCAAUUUAAACGACCUUUAUAGGAUCACGCGAUUUCCAAACGCACCAGCAAGGGAAGUGGCACGAGCGGCGGAAAUUUAUGAAAGAACUUUAGACAAAGUUAGAGAAUUUAUACAGUCUGGAUCAAAGGUAACGGCGGUUCAGCCAUUUAAUUAUGAGAACAUACUAUCAGCUCAGCAUUUAGAAGUCAUAGCUCGACUGUCCGGCUGUGUAGCCCAUAGGGAAACCAAAGAUUGCUCAGACAUGUGUUAUCAUAAAAAAUAUAGAAGCAUUGAUGGUAGUUGUAACAAUUUUGCUCAUCCAACUUGGGGCACUUCGCUUACUGGUUUCCGUAGAAUUCUAUUUCCUAUAUAUGAGAAUGGGUUUAGUCAGCCAACUGGAUGGAAUAAAGAUAUUAAAUAUAACGGGUAUAGUUUACCAAGUGCUCGGUUAGUUUCCACAAAAAUCAUAAGUACUACUGAAAUAUCUGAAGACAUUGAAAUUACACAUAUGACUAUGCAAUGGGGUCAAUGGUUAGAUCACGAUUUGGACCACGCUUUGCCUUCCGUAAGCUCGCAGACUUGGGAUGGUGUAGAUUGUAAAAAAACUUGUGACUAUGCAGCUCCUUGUUUCCCAAUUGAUGUUCCUGAAAAUGAUCCAAGAAUAACUAACCGUCGCUGCAUUGAUUUCGUUCGGACAAGUGCAGUAUGUGGCUCUGGUAUGACAUCAGUACUUUUUGGUACUUUGCAACCAAGAGAACAAAUUAACCAGCUUACAUCGUUUAUUGACGCAUCUCAAGUUUACGGUUUUGAGAAGUCAGUUGCUGAAGACCUGCGAGAUUUGACUAAUGAAAAUGGCACUCUUCGGGUUGGGGCUCAAUUUCCCGGUAAGAAACCUUUACUACCUACAACUGGUCUGAAUGGAAUGGAUUGUAGACGCAAUUUAGAAGAAAGUACUCGCAGUUGUUUUGUAGCCGGUGAUAUCAGGGCUAACGAACAAAUGGGCUUAGCAGCGAUGCACACUAUUUUUAUGCGUGAACAUAAUCGUGUAGCCACGGAACUGAAGGCAUUGAAUCCAUUUUGGGAUGGCGACAAAGUAUACCAAGAAGCAAGAAAAAUUGUUGGAGCUGAAAUACAAGUAAUUACAUACAAAGAUUGGUUGCCACUUAUUCUAGGUCCUGAAGGAUAUACACAACUAGGCGAAUACAAAGAAUACAAUCCAAAUCUUAAUCCAUCCAUUUCUAAUGUUUUUGCUACAGCUGCAUUGCGUUUUGGUCAUUCACUUAUAAAUCCGAUCCUACAUCGCUACGAUGAAAACUUUGAAACUAUACCCCAAGGACAUUUACUUUUGCGCAAUGCGUUCUUUUCACCUUGGAGAUUGGUUGAUGAAGGAGGAGUCGACCCGUUAUUAAGAGGCAUGUUUAGUACACCUGCUAAGCUUAAAACACCUACGCAAAAUUUAAAUACCGAACUUACAGAAAAAUUAUUCCAUACUGCACAUGCUGUAGCUCUUGAUUUAGCCGCUAUUAAUAUACAAAGAGGACGUGACCAUGCUAUUCCCCCAUAUAACAAAUGGAGAGAGGUUUGCAACAUGAGCGAAGUAAAUGAUUUUGAUGACUUAGCUGGUGAAAUUUCUGAUAAAUCUGUUAGAGAUAAACUGAAAGAACUUUAUGGAUCUGUAUAUAAUAUUGAUGUUUGGGUAGGUGGCAUAUUAGAAGAUCAAGUUGAAGGUGGUAAAGUUGGGCCUCUCUUCCGCUGUCUAUUGAUUGAACAGUUUAGACGUUUGCGCGAUGGAGAUCGUUUUUGGUAUGAGAAUCCGUCUACAUUCCAGCGCGACCAGUUACAACAAAUUAAACAAUCAAGCUUAGCGAGAAUUUUGUGCGAUAAUGGCGAUAAUAUUGAUACAAUAAGUGAAAACGUAUUUUUACUUCCCGAAGUUCAAGAUGGCUUAAUUUCUUGCGAUGAUCUCCCAUCGAUGGAUCUUCGAUUCUGGGCAGAUUGCGAGUCAUGCGGAGAAGACAGCUAUGAGAGCGAUUCGAAUCGAAUUCGACGAGACGCCUCAUCUCAAAUGGACCUUUACACUCAAUUCACUGAAAAUGAUCACCGUCUUAAUACAUUGGAAGAUUCUCAAAGUAUACUAGAGAAAACAAUCGAAGAAUUAAAGAAAAAAAUUAAAUAUUUGGAAGAAAAUUGUAAGAAAAAU
Brenthis ino (lesser marbled fritillary) is the source of this 4200-nucleotide messenger RNA. The record is from the annotation of a GenBank genome assembly. NCBI's taxonomy places the organism in Eukaryota, Metazoa, Arthropoda, Insecta, Lepidoptera, Nymphalidae.